Coniosporium apollinis CBS 100218 is the source of this 1290-nucleotide messenger RNA. RefSeq lists its product as uncharacterized. Gene Ontology annotation, molecular function: oxidoreductase activity. The coding region runs from base 1 to 1290 and encodes 429 amino acids. The transcript is spliced from 4 exons. The record is from RefSeq and is a predicted model, not a curated record. Lineage: Eukaryota; Fungi; Ascomycota; Dothideomycetes.
AUGUCAGCCGCGGUGACAAGUACUACCUCUGGCAGCGAAGCCGUCCGCCUUCCUCUGGCCACGAAGCAGGCUGAAUUACAGCCUGCUCCAGUUUAUGAUGUGUACAAGCUGUCUGACCAGCGUACCCAAACGCUGCGAAAAUUGCUUGAGAAAGGCCACAUCACUGUAGCACCGCUGCGGAAUCCAGAGCUGAUCCUUCAUAGCCAUCUUCCACAUCUUCUAGGCUCUGCUUACGGACUAGGUGCCGAUAGCCAGCAGCUAAUUGAAACUUACGAGCAUGACGUAAAAACGUUGGUGAACAUUGACGAAACAUUCAUUCGGGGUGACAAGAUCUCCGAGCAGGACUGGAGGCAGUUCCUUGGAGACAAGUCUUACACUGUUGCGUACGUCGAUUUUUUCGACGAGAAGGUACGAAGGCGCGACGGGGACUGGGAAAAGGUUGUUCAAGAAUACCUGUAUACGGGACCAGAGCCUCUCAUCAAUGGCUUCUGUGGUGGUCUUGCACAUCCUUUUAUCCACCUCGCGUAUGGGUAUGAGUUCCGAAUACCUGAAGUCGUUACGGAGGCCCUGAGUCUUGGGUGCACAGAGUACGUCGUUUGCCACGGAUUGCUGGAUAACCCUCCCCCAAUACCUUCAUCAUACAAGACCAGCGACCUAGCAGAGGUCAUCAAGCGCGUGCAGCGCGAUGACCGUUUCGAUGGGAUCGUCCCAAUGCCGGGCACCGUGAACUUCGGCAUCGUGCUACAGAAUCGCUUUGAAGCUUUUAUGGAACACUGGAACGCGUGGGAGGUCAAAGAUCCGAUACAACAACUCGAGCAUUGUUGCGACCUGUCGAUUUUAUUGGCAAUCGGUUCUGGCUACGGUGAUGGAAAAUACGACUUCUUCUAUGCCCAUAUUGCGACUGUUGCUCAUGCCAUCCGGGUCUUAUAUCACUACUUCCCCACCGACAAAAGGGUCUCAAUCAUACGGCAGUAUGGUUUCUUUACUAUCUUGAUCUACAUCCUUCAGAAGAGACUGCUCUUCGGAAUUGAGGAAAUCGAGUCAGUUGAAACGAGCGGCCGAGACUGGAACUGGAUCACGGAGAACGCGCUUAAGCACAGAUGGGCGCUGGAUGAUCACUUUUUCAAGGUCGUUCGAGCUACGAAAGCAUUUGCAGAAACCUACGGAGAAAAGAAUGACUUUUACCUCAAGGCAGCCAUCAAGUACGUGACCGAGUUUAAUGGUUGGGAAGGAUUUGGAGAAGGCGUUAUGGGUUUUCUUCCCAGUAGGGAUGGGUACAUACCAGCGUAA